AGUGCUGAAAGGAUCGACUGGUUAAAAAUGAGAAAAUUAAGCGAAGUCCGAGAACAAGAGGAGGAACAUGAAGCCCAAGAACAUCAUGAGCUUCACCCUGAAUUCGCUGAACAUAUUCAUGUGCCAAAAGCAAUGCUUCACGUCUCUUUAUCGGAAGCUGAAAUUCCAAAAGUUGAAAAGUGCUGCUUCUUAUUUGAUUUAAAGUACGGAUUAAUCGCUUGGCUGAGUAUUGAAGGAUUUAUUUGGUUCCUGUUGGCAUGUACAACAUUUUAUUUUGAAGUCAUACUUGUCAAUGAAGUGGAUCUACUAGAACUUAGUGACUUAAUGGAUCGAUGGCAUUUUUGGAUGAUUUUUGGAAACCGGUUGGAAUACAUUGAUCACGCUACCCGCACAUAUGUCAUCAUCAUCUACUUACUCUUGACCUUAUUCUUCGUUAUAUAUAUUUUAUUUUGCGGAAUUUUAAUCGGCGGCAUACAUUUGCGCAAGACUUGUUUCUUCAUCCCAUACUUCACACUUGAUGCAAUUUUCCUAUCACUGGCUUUCAUCGGAUGUGUAACUGGACUAAUUAUCUCUUAUGAUCAUCUCUUCCGAAUAUGCUUAAUGUUUUUGAUCAUUAAGACUUAUGUUGAAAUAUGUGUUGUGUCAAUGUUCAUUAAAAUUAGACGUGAAAAGUCAAAACUUGCAUCAGCUGAGGCUUUACAAGGAAUUGUUUACCUUGAUGCGCAAUCAUCUGCUGUUUAA
Chironomus riparius is the source of this 741-nucleotide messenger RNA. Lineage: Eukaryota; Metazoa; Arthropoda; Insecta; Diptera; Chironomidae. The record is from the annotation of a GenBank genome assembly.